This is a messenger RNA of Cuculus canorus (common cuckoo), 4323 nucleotides long. Its product is annotated as BRD4-interacting chromatin-remodeling complex-associated protein-like. Gene Ontology annotation, biological process: positive regulation of DNA-templated transcription. Lineage: Eukaryota; Metazoa; Chordata; Aves; Cuculiformes; Cuculidae. Gene Ontology annotation, cellular component: SWI/SNF complex. The transcript is spliced from 3 exons. The record is from RefSeq and is a predicted model, not a curated record. The coding region runs from base 3715 to 4323 and encodes 202 amino acids.
AACCACCCACCUUUGAAGCUUGGGUGGGCUGCAGUUCAACAGGGGGACUUCUCAAGCAGCAUUCAUGGAGCUGAGGUAGAUGGAGCAAAGCAAAACGUAUGGGGAGAAUUGAUAUAGUUUAUUAAACCAGUUGGUAUACUCGAUAGAUAUAAGCAGAUGCAAUAAGGGGAUAGACUAAUCCUUUACUGUAGGUUUUCCUUACCAAGGAGUUGUUGUGGUUUGAGCUAAAUUUUUUGUAAGUUUUUUGACUAACGCAGUUGCUCUAAGCAUCUUCACUCUCUGAAAGCUAACUGCAUGUUUUUCAGACACUGUUCCUGUCUAGAAGUGAUAACACGAGGCAUUGGUAUACAGAGAGGCCAUUGCUUACACUUUUUCCUAUAGUAACUAAGGCCAUCCUCAAGCUGGCAAAAAAGGGCUGCACUUUCAAGGAGAGGCAGACAUGAGAGGUGUCCCCAAACUGACCAAGAGAGCAUUCCAUCCCAUAUACAUCAUACUCAGUAUAAAAUUGAGAGAUCAUGACGGUCCACUCUCCUCUCCAAUGGCCAAUGUCCAGUGAGGACCUCAUCUGUCUGAUCCUGGCUUCAUGCGAUCCUGAAUCCACUUCCUGAGUUCAGCUCCCUCCUAGCUGCAGACCCAUCUCCUUGUGUCUGCUCUACAGCAUUUGUGGUAAUGUAUAGUCAUCGAGGAGUGGGGGCAUGACCUCAUAUACUUCUGUACAUUUUAUUAGUAAUCAUUUUCAUCACUAUUAUUACAAUUUCAUCAAAGAUGUAGCUUUAGUUUCCAACCUGCAAGUCCUUUUCCUCUCAUUUCCAUUUCCCUGGGGGUGGGGGGAGCAGGAUUUAGAACUCCAAUUGUACAGUUUUAGCCGCUGAAUUUAGCCGGGCCAGGUCUAAACCGUGACAGGAAUAAAGCCCUGAAACCAUGCCUCCCCAAGAUGAAGCUUUAACAUUCAGCAAGUAAACCCUGCACCUAGUGCAGUUCUCUGCCUCACGGAUGUUGUUUCAUCAUCAUCACAGCUCCAGCCAGAAUGCUGUGCAAGGGAGAGCUCGGCCAGUCCUUUGAGAGGUGGAAGGUGGUAGCCAAGUCUCAGGUCUCUUGCUACUAUAAAAGUGCUCUCUCUUCUCCUGCCACCACUCCUGCAAGCAUCAUCAAGUUUUUAAUUUAUAUCUCCGGAAGACUGAAGUAGAGAAACCCAGGGACAAGAUUCCACUCUCUCAGUAGCAGUCCCAAAUGGAGACUUGCCACAGAGCAUGUGUGGCCCUCGGAGCUCCUCCUGGCCUUGAUGGCAGCAGCACCCACAGGGACCAUUUCUGAGACAUCCGAUUCUCUCCCACCUCCUGGAACUGUGUGCUGAACUUUCCUAGCUCCUGGAGGGGCAGGUGUGCACUAAACACCACAGACACAGCAAAAUAAAUGAGUACCAUAGGUCCCCUCCUGAGUACCUGUUUUAAUAGUAUUCCCAUGGCAGAAAGCCCAAAAGAGCAAUGUAAGGGAUUUAAAUUUCACAUGCGCUGUCACAUUGCUGUAGCUUUUGAUGUGCUGUUCCAAGGGGGUUUGAAGGACAAAGUAGCAGCACUGGGAAAUAAAAUAUCAAUAAUCUGCAAGCAGCUUAUUGAUAUGGGAUCUUGAGUUGUUAAUCUCAAGCUGCCUUGACAAAUUUGGAAGGAAAUAAAAUACAUUAAAUAUUUUUGUGGAGCUUUGAAAAGUGUUUGUGUCUGGGCUCCCUGUUUGUAGAUGGAUUACUGAAUGUAUACUUUGCCCCUAACUGAGAUGUGCAAGGACAGUGAAAGAUGAUGUGUCUCCUCGAGAGGGACAGGCCUCCCCCCUUCCCUUCUUACUCACGAGUUGGUUUCACUUUCCCAAGUUCAGCUACCAAGCCCCAGAGCAUACACCUCUCAAUUUACCAUCUCUGUUUGUGUGGCGGCAGCAGAACCACAAUGCAUUGUGAGAUUAAGAUGUCCAAGGUACCUCUUAGGUGUGGUGUAUGGCACGGGGUAUCAAGUCUUACGUCUAAGAUGUCAGUAGAAUUUUGGCUUCAUUGUACCUAAAAGGUACUGAUAAUACUGCUUGGAUCUCACACGCUAUUUUUCAUCCACAGAAGGAAGAGUCAACGUUUCUAGCCCUUUCAUUGACCGACAUAUAUGUUAAUACUGUAAAUUGGACUGUACGAAAAGGGAUCUGAUUAGUUUGGAAGUCUAUGUAUAUGCUAAAGAAAGAAAUGAAACGAACUCAACCCCAACUGUAGGGAACUGUAAGCAACCCCUCACUCAUUUCCAUACUAAGCACGCUCUGCCUGCCCAUAAAACUAACAGGGCUGAAAAAGCCUUAGAUCUUUCUUAGACCUUCCCAUCUUUUUCCUGCCAGGUGCAGGAGAUUGGGAAAGCCAAAUGAGGUGGCUGGGUGCAGCUAUGCCUUUCACACCAAGAUUGUGCCCUUGCUGAAGCACAUGGUGUAUCUGCUACGAAGAAUGUAAGGUGCUUUACUGCUCCACUUCCAACAAGGCAAACAGAGAAAGGAAGCGAGCAGGGUUUGGGAAUCAGGGCAACCGGACACUGCUGGCAGUUACUGGAAAUAAUACCACUUGCAAAUUGUCCAGUUACAGAAACCUUACCUGGGCACUUUGGGGUGCCGUAUUUCAUGGGAGAGUUGAACUAAAAUUUGUAAUCUUCGUCCUUUUGAAAUGCUGUCUAAUUUGUGGAACAUGAAUAGAUCUCAGGUUACAUGAAGCACUAAAAAGCAGCGACAAUCUAGGGCAAAGUUAGCCGAGUGAAAACAUGGCCUAGAAAGCAGGAAACAAGCUUAAGGACUUAAUCUAGCGUCUCACAGCAUGACCUAUAUUUUUCCCACUGAACCUUCCGAAAAGGCAAAGGGGUUUGUUUCAUGACUCAGUUCAUAGCCGGUCUUGGAUCAAUAUCAAGGUUACAUUCCAGUGCUGUAUUUCCAAGGAUAAUUGAACAUUCAUCAACAUUUAUGGGUAAAUUCAGGGGACAUGCAAACCCCUCCUGAGGCUGAUUUUUGGUGUUUAUCUGGAAAAGCUCCUGGACAUCCAAUUGCAAGAAGCACUAAAGCACCAAUACAGUCUGAUUGGAAACAGAGAUUGGAAACAAGAGAUUCUAAAAUUAAACUGCAGCUCUUAAUUUAUUUUCACUUGUGAGGGAGGAAGAGGAGCAGGGGAUGAAACACAUCAUCUCCCAGCACUGAGAUGGCGAUGAGGGCCCAGCACUGCAAUUAGCCCCUUCCCUCCUCCUGUGUCUGUGAUGAACCAAUGGUGUUAAAAAGCAAUGGGAUUGGGGCACGUUUUCACCUUGGGGUGUUGUGUGGGAACCCAUGCAGGUUCUUUGAGGCUGAGGAGAGGGGACCGAGCUUUAAGCAAAGUGGGAUGAUUAGUGCUAAAAUCAAAAGAGCAGCUGUCCCUGCCUUCACUCCAGAAAAACACACCUCCCCAAGGCCGUGUAUUUGGACUGUUCCAGCUGAGUUAGAGCAUUGCUGCCCUGUCUGUAUGUUUGGAGAAAUCCUUACAACAGACCUUGGCGUAUUCCUAAUGAUCACAGCAAUGAAAUCACCCUCAGCCCCUUUUUUCAGGUUCUUCCCGGGUGAGUCCAUCUAAAAGAAUCGACACUCUCCUUGUGACCCAAACUUUCUUUUCCCCUCUUGCUGGCAGUGGACGAGGAGUUUGAGGUGGUGUCUGCCCAGCUGCUAAAGCGCUCCCAAGCCAUGCUGAACAAGUACCGCCUGCUGCUCCUGGAGGAAUCCCAGCAGAGAGUCAGUCCUUCUGCGGAGAUGGUGAUGAUCCACCGCAUGUUUGUUCAGGAGGAAAGGAUCAGGCUAGCGCUCGACAAGCAGUCGGUCAAGGAGAAAUCAGAGGAAGAUGUCUCAGUGCUCUCCCCAUCGCACAGCCUCUCCUCCUUGGCAUCCCUGGCCUCCAGCUCCAGUGCGGCACCAGCUCCCGACAGCCUGAAGGUGCCCCCAGCGCAGGCAGUGCCUCCCACUCCCUCCCCCAAGCUGGAGAUCAAGCCCAGUGGGAGCUCCCCCUCCGUCACCUGCACCAAGACUCCCCCUUUGCUGGACGAAGACGCGGACACCUUGCCCUCCGGGAACAAAUCCCCCAGCCAAGCCUGCGGAGCACCCAGUCAGAUCGGCCUCAAGCUGAAGAUCAAGCAGAGGGCUGGGCUAUGGCAAGUGGUGCACAACACCGCUUCAAAGGUGACCAGGGAUCGUGAUCCUGACCCAGGAGCGGGCCUGGGGGCUCAGGGAGACAACAAGGAACCGGGAUCCGAACCCACGACUGGGGCCCUGGAUCAGGAAGGCAACACGAAAUGUUAG